This is a messenger RNA of Wickerhamiella sorbophila, 801 nucleotides long. RefSeq names its product CBK1 kinase activator protein MOB2. Gene Ontology annotation, cellular component: cytoplasm; nucleus. Gene Ontology annotation, biological process: positive regulation of protein phosphorylation; signal transduction; cell division. The coding region runs from base 1 to 801 and encodes 266 amino acids. The transcript has a single exon. Gene Ontology annotation, molecular function: protein kinase activator activity. The record is from RefSeq and is a predicted model, not a curated record. NCBI's taxonomy places the organism in Eukaryota, Fungi, Ascomycota, Dipodascomycetes, Dipodascales, Trichomonascaceae.
AUGUCAUUUUUCAACAACUUCCGGUUCCGGUCGUCCAAACGCAAGAACGUGGCCAAUUCUACGGGUAUCUACCAGUCGGGGAGUCAAAAUUCGAGCUCGACUAGCCUUCCGUCCCGUCGAUCGUCGACGCUCGGAAGCGCGGCCGGCGGCAUUUCUGCCCCGCAGCAGUCGACAUCGAGCGUGUCGAAGCGGUCCCCGCAAAUAAACUACCAGCCACUGUUUCUGAAUAGUGCGUACGUGCGAGCGGCGCUGGUCAAGGGCAGUUUCCAGACGAUCGUUGAGCUGCCCAAGUACGUGGACCUGAACGAAUGGCUGGCACUGAAUAUAUUCGAGUUCAACUCGUACCUGACGCAGUUCUGCUCGACUCUGAGUGAGUUUAUUACCCCGGAGACCUGCCCGACAAUGAACGCCGGCCCAGGCUACGACUAUUUAUGGAUCGACAAUAACCGGCAGCCCAUCCGCCUGCCGGCCAGCACGUAUAUUGAGUACACUCUUUCCUGGAUCUCUUCAAAGUUUGACGACCAAACGCUGUUUCCCACCCGCCAGGGCGUGCCCUUUCCGCCAAACUUUACCUCGGUGGUUAAGGGCAUCUACGUCCAGCUGUUUCGCAUUUUUGCCCAUAUUUAUCACACGCACUUUGAUAAAAUUGUGCACCUGUCACUAGAACCGCACUGGAACUCGUUCUUUUGUCACUUUAUUUCCUUUGGAAAAACCUAUAAUCUCAUUGACCGGACCGAAAUGGCCCCGCUGGCCUCGUUGAUCCAAAAUUUUGAAGCUCAGCAAAAAAUUAAAGUAGCCUAA